AUGGUCGUUGCCACGAUUAAGUGCGUCUCUGCCCCUCACAUUGCCCAAAGCAUCCCACACUCUCUCCCUGGAAGGUUUCUCCCUGCUCCUUACAGAUGUGUGGUUGUUGGGGACGGUGCGGUCGGCAAAACAUGCCUCUUGAUCUCCUACACGACGAACAAGUUCCCCUCUGAAUAUGUCCCAACCGUCUUCGACAAUUAUGCCGUGACUGUGAUGACACAAACUGAUCAUGGUGUCUUUUCCAACCACAGGAUUGGUGAUGAACCUUACACUCUGGGACUUUUCGAUACUGCUGGACAAGAAGACUAUGACCGCCUUCGCCCACUUUCAUAUCCACAGACAGAUGUCUUCCUGGUCUGCUUCUCUGUGACUUCACCGGCCUCCUUUGAGAACGUCCGGGAAAAGUGGUUCCCAGAAGUCCACCACCACUGCCCAGGUGUGCCAUGUCUCAUUGUCGGCACCCAGACCGAUCUGCGUGAUGACCCAGUUGUCCGCGAGAAACUGGCCAAGCAGAAGAUGCAGCCUAUUCGCAAGGAGGAUGGUGAUCGGAUGGCGAAGGAGCUGGGUGCCGUCAAAUACGUGGAAUGCUCGGCGCUGACGCAGUACAAGCUGAAGGAUGUGUUUGAUGAGGCCAUUGUUGCUGCGCUCGAGCCCGCCCCCAAGAAGAAGUCCAAGUGUGUCCUCCUGUAG
This is a messenger RNA of Rasamsonia emersonii CBS 393.64, 690 nucleotides long. Its product is annotated as Cell division control protein 42. Lineage: Eukaryota; Fungi; Ascomycota; Eurotiomycetes; Eurotiales; Trichocomaceae. The transcript has 4 exons. Gene Ontology annotation, biological process: small GTPase-mediated signal transduction. The coding region runs from base 1 to 690 and encodes 229 amino acids. Gene Ontology annotation, molecular function: GTPase activity; GTP binding. The record is from RefSeq and is a predicted model, not a curated record.